AUGCAUUUCUCAAAGCCUCUUUUCUCGCCUCUCUCGCCUCUUUCUGACGUCUAUCGUCCCAACAAGCGCAAGGUCCCCAUAGUGGAGGUUCGCAAGCAGCCCGCCCAGCCGACCAAGAGGAUCAAGUGUUACCCCAGUCCUCCCCAGAUCGUAGGAGUGUACUCCGAGCUGUUCUCUGUGGGUUUUGGUGAGCCCGCCAAAUUUUGCCCUGACAAACGAAAGUGGGCGAACGAUGAAAAACAACGACGACGAACCUUCUGCCAACCACCACAGAAGAAACAGAAGACAACGCCCACUGAGGGAGAACGUCCUGCACCUGUUCCGGUCAACCAGCAGAAGCGCAAGCGGGAGACCGACGAAGACUGUGACAACGACGAACCGUCGGCAAAGCGCCAGACGGUGGCCAACAAGCGCCCCACUUUUCUUAACCACCGAGAAAAGACCAAGACCCUGAACAAAGGAAAAACCGUCGCCGCUCCUCAGGCACACGUUGCCGUCGCUGAGCCUCUGUGGCUCCUUCUUUUGCGCUUGGAAGCCUCCACCCACAAGGAGCCACAGAAGGCGGUACCUUCAUUCAAGAAGGUGCCCAAUCUGUGCAAACCGGGCAAGCCUUUCGGUCAGUUCAGUGUUCAGUGUGCUUUUCACAACUACCCGUGGUCACAGCCGUCCUUCUUGACUGGUGUCUCGCACCCCGCUGAAUUGCAAGCUUCGACCGACUGGGUGUGCAAAGUGGCGCCUUCGGGUGUCGCUUUGGGUGGAGAGUAG
Radiomyces spectabilis is the source of this 765-nucleotide messenger RNA. RefSeq lists its product as uncharacterized. The record is from RefSeq and is a predicted model, not a curated record. The transcript is spliced from 5 exons. NCBI's taxonomy places the organism in Eukaryota, Fungi, Mucoromycota, Mucoromycetes, Mucorales, Radiomycetaceae. Bases 1 to 765 code for a protein of 254 amino acids.